Erythranthe guttata (spotted monkey flower) is the source of this 957-nucleotide messenger RNA. Lineage: Eukaryota; Viridiplantae; Streptophyta; Magnoliopsida; Lamiales; Phrymaceae. The record is from RefSeq and is a predicted model, not a curated record.
CUUCCACAUGGCCCACCCUCUCGAUUUCGAGGAGAGAGAACCCGAGGAUGUCAAAAUCAAACGGGUCACAACCGCACUGAAGGGAAUCCUACAGGCCUGCGCCGACUCCAAAACCGUCCGGCGCGUCGUCUACACCUCCAGCAUAUCGGCGGUCCCAUUCAGCGCCGCCGCCUUCGCCGCGGCCGCGGGCGGCGGACUCAUAGACGAGAGCUACUGGACCGACGUGGAGCUCGUGCGGAGCUUGAAGGCGUUCGGAGGGCCGUACAUCGUGACGAAGACGAUAACGGAGAGAGCCGCCAUUGAUAUUGCUGGAGAGCUCGGAUUGGAUCUGGUUUGUGUGAUUCCUACGUGGACAACUGGUCCUUUCAUUUGCCCUCAUUUUCCGGAUUCUGUCUACGUGGCCAUGGCCUUGAUUCUCGGUGACAAGGAACACUACAAGCACCUUAAGGAUACAAGCUUAGUUCACAUAGAUGACGUGGCAAGAGCACAUAUACAUCUAAUGGAAUAUCCAGGGGCAAAAGGGAGAUACAUUUGUUCUGGUGUUGAGUUUACUAUUGCUGAGUUGUCUGAAUUCAUCUCUGCUAGAUAUCCUGAGUACAAGGAUAAGAUUCCUAAUGAAGAUGCCUGGAAAGAUUUGAUUCCGGUGAAAUUUUCGGGCCUUUCGACGAAAAAACUCGAAGAAACUGGAUUCAAGUACGAGAAUGGGCUGGAGGAAAUGUUUGAUGGAGCAAUUCAAAGCUGCAAGGAAAAGGGUUUUCUCGGAAAAUAAAUUGUUUUAAGUUAUAACUAAUUAAUUUCGAAAGUCUUUUAGUAGUUUCUUGAAUUAUAAUUAUUGUGUGUUUUGAUGAGAUUGUUCUGCAGUUUCUUGAAAUGUUUUGUUAUGUAUAAUAAAUGGUGCACAUCAAUUUGCAUCAAUUUGAAGUUUUUAUCUUCUAAUUAAUUUCGAUCUUCUUCGCC